This is a messenger RNA of Hepatospora eriocheir, 351 nucleotides long. NCBI's taxonomy places the organism in Eukaryota, Fungi, Microsporidia, Hepatosporidae. The record is from the annotation of a GenBank genome assembly.
AUGAAGUAUGAUUUUUAUUUAGAGUUGGGAUCUAAUGCUAAAAAAAUAAAAAUUGGAUAUAAUGAACCUGUUAAUACAAUAAUUACAAUAUUUAUGAAAGCUGCUACUAUGUUAAUGAGCAAGAUAUUUAGUUUUGAUUUUCCUUUUAAUAUUGUUCUAAUAAUAAUUUAUAAUAUUUGUUUAAUCUAUAUAGCUUCAAAUUAUGAUGAUAAUGAUUUAAGUAAAAGUAAUAAUACAGCAAAUCCAUCAACACUUUUGAAAAGAAUAAAAGUGUUUGAAAUUACAUAUAAAUACGUUUAUUAUGUUACUAUAAAUUAUUGUGAGCAAUUUUAUUUAUAUGGAAUUAUAUAA